AUGGCUGAACCAGAUCCACCUUUUCAACUCCCGGAGGCCCCCUUCCCUGCACCCCCACCUUUCUGGAGGCAUUUCACUGUCGCAAAUGAAGAGCAGUUGACGAAGCAUGAUUCUACAGAGCAGGCAGACUCAAAGUUGCCAAUCCCACUUGCUUAUCUGCGACCUCCCCCUCCGCCACCUAUCCUGGCUGAAAACUACACCACUUUUGGUCAGAAACAAGUCAUCGAUCCAACGAAGCCUUCCUCACUACCUUUGGAUGAACUAUUGUUUGAUCCAAAUCAGCCAAAACUAGACCAUGCAUUUCUACUAAAGAAGUUAACAACAUCUUUGUUGUUAAAUUUCCUCGAACUGUCUACCAUAUUAUCUCUUAAUCCAACCCAAUAUCAAGAAAAGCUUGAUGACUUUAGACAACUGUUCCUAAAUGUUCACGUCGUCAUCAACAUGUAUCGCCCACAUCAGGCACGAGAAAGUGCAAAGGAUUUAUUGGAGAGUCGCUUGGAAGACGGUCAGAGAGAGAUCGACGAAUGCGACAAUCUCAAGCUGAAAAUCCAAACGUUUCUAGAUGAGGUCGCACAGCUUCAGAACAAGACACUCGCGGUUGACGGGCUGAAUGGAAAUGAAAAAUCUUCAUCAGGCCGGGAAAUAAAGGACGACAAGAUGGAAGAACAACGACGGCUAUGGAAAAUGGUUCAAGACAUGAAGGAUGUGUGA
This is a messenger RNA of Exophiala bonariae, 711 nucleotides long. RefSeq lists its product as uncharacterized. Gene Ontology annotation, cellular component: core mediator complex; mediator complex. Gene Ontology annotation, biological process: regulation of transcription by RNA polymerase II. The coding region runs from base 1 to 711 and encodes 236 amino acids. Lineage: Eukaryota; Fungi; Ascomycota; Eurotiomycetes; Chaetothyriales; Herpotrichiellaceae. Gene Ontology annotation, molecular function: transcription coregulator activity. The transcript has a single exon. The record is from RefSeq and is a predicted model, not a curated record.